AUGGAGAGAGGCAACCACACAGUGAGGGAGUUCAUCCUGUUGGGCUUCACAACAGACCCUGUGAUGCAGCUGGUCCUGUUUGUCCUCUUCCUCGGAGUGCACUGUGCAACCUUGCUGGGAAACACCACGCUCAUCGUGCUCAUCUGCAAUGACUCCCGGCUCCACACACCCAUGUAUUUCUUCAUUGGAAAUCUCUCUUUUCUGGAUCUCUUUUAUUCUUCUGUUUACACACCAAAGAUUCUCCUGACUUGCAUUUCUGAAGACAAGAGCAUCUCCUUUGCUGGCUGUCUAUCUCAGUUCUUCUUUUCUGCGGGCCUAGCUUACAGUGAGUGCUAUCUAUUGGCUUCUAUGGCUUAUGACCGCUAUGUAGCCAUUUCCAAGCCCUUGCUCUAUGCCCAGGUCAUGUCAAGGAGAUUGUGCAUCUGUUUGGUGCUAUAUUCCUACACAGGGGGUUUUGUCAAUGCAAUAAUAUUAACCAGCAACACAUUCACAUUGGAUUUUUGUGCAGGCAAUGUGAUCGAUGACUUUUUCUGUGAUGUCCCACCUCUGGUCAAGUUGGCAUGCAAUGUGAAUGACAGCUACCAAUAUGUUCUCUACUUUCUCUUGGCUUCCAAUGUCAUCACUCCUACACUGCUCAUCCUGGCCUCCUACUCCUUCAUCAUCGCUGCCAUCUUGAAGAUCCGCUCUGCCCAGGGCCGCCUCAAGGCCUUCUCCACCUGCUCCUCCCACAUCAUCUCGGUCACCUUGUACUAUGGCUCCAUUCUCUACAUCUACUCUCGGCCAAGUUCCAGCUACUCUCUCUCAAGGGACAAAAUGGUUUCUACCUUUUAUACUGUGUUGUUCCCCAUGUUGAACCCCAUGAUCUACAGUCUGAGGAAUAAAGAUGUGAAAGCAGCCCUGAGAAAACUCUUCAAGCUUGCACAGACCGAAGUCUAG
Molecule: messenger RNA, 936 nt
Organism: Dipodomys spectabilis (banner-tailed kangaroo rat)
Lineage: Eukaryota; Metazoa; Chordata; Mammalia; Rodentia; Heteromyidae
Product: olfactory receptor 1013-like
Exons: 1
Coding region: 1-936 (311 amino acids)
Biological process (GO): sensory perception of smell; G protein-coupled receptor signaling pathway
Cellular component (GO): membrane
Molecular function (GO): olfactory receptor activity; G protein-coupled receptor activity; odorant binding
Source: RefSeq, a predicted model, not a curated record